GACCAUCGUCCACUAACAUGACAGGAUCAUCUCACGAAUUUCAAGAUAUCGAAGAGGCGACGACAGCUUUGCAGUCACAGCCCGACAAUAAGACCCGUAGAUAUGACCGUCAGCUUCGUUUGUGGGCAGCAUCUGGACAGAGUGCUCUUGAAUCAUCUCGGAUUUUGGUGAUAUCCGCUUCAGCUACUUCAUCUUCCGUCCUCAAGAACCUCGUUCUUCCUGGGAUCGGUCACUUCACCAUCCUCGAUCAUGCUUCAGUCUCGCAUUCAGAUGCGGGAAACAACUUCUUCUUAGAAGGAUUCAAAAGCAUCGGGAAGUCCAGGGCUGAGGAAGCCGUGCGUCUGCUAUCUGAGCUGAAUGACGGUGUAGAAGGAAAAGCGGACACAAGGACACUCGAAAGCAUAUUAGACACACAGCCAGAGUGGUUUGCAACAUUCACCCUUGUUAUCACACAUAAUCUCGAGCAGACGAUACUCGAGAAACUAUCAUCGUUACUGUGGUCAGAUGACACAUACCCACCACUUGCAGUCAUACGAUCGGCUGGUUUUCUUGCAGAGUUCUUUAUCCAAUUCCAUGAACAUAACAUCAUUGAGAGCCACUCGGAAACAUCGCCUUCUCUUCGCAUCGACAAGCCAUUCCCGGCGCUAUUAGAACAUGCAUUAUCGCUCGAUUUGUCUUCUAUGGACCCAACUGAGCAUGGUCAUAUUCCGUACGUUACUAUUCUUGUUCGUGCACUGGAGGACUGGAAGAAAAAGCACGAUGGAAAUCCCCCGAAGUCUUACGCAGAAAAAAAAGAGUUCAAACAGGGAAUACUUGCACUGAAAGUGAAAUAUGAUGAAGAGAAUUUCGAUGAGGCAGAAGCGCAGGCGUACCGUUGCUGGAGCGAGACUAAGGUUCCUUCUGAAAUAUCCGCUUUAUUUUCUGAUCCUAGACUUGCUUCGCUCGGACCAACUUCCCCUCCUUUCUUCCACCUCCUCGCAGCGCUCCGAGAUUUUACGCUUUUGCCGCCAUAUGCACUUCCACUUUCACCAACACUGCCUGACAUGAAAUCAGAUACGAAUAAUUACAUCCAUCUCCAGCGUUUGUAUAAGACACAAGCGGAAGAGGAGAAACGCGUGUUCAAGAGCUUGCUAACUGUGCCUAUAGAAGACUCUUUGGUAGACUCCUUAGUCAAGAAUGCACAUGCGUUGCAAAUCAUGCAGGGCAAAAAGUGGGGGACUUUUGAUAGCGAGAAAAGUGCUCUGGUGAACUCCUUAUCGGUGUCACCCAAAGAAACAUCGACACAUCUUGCCCUUUCAGCACUGUUCACCUUGCUCUCUCGCCAACCAGAUAUUCCUCCUACCGAAGAAGCACUGAGGACUGAGAUUCAGUCCGUUAUAGGUCAGGGAGUAGAACUUCCUGAACAAUUGGACGACGCUCUCGGCGAAAUCGUUCGUGCGCCCACUGCUGAAUUGCCCAACGUAGCCGCUUUUCUGGGCGGCAUGGUAGCACAGGAAGUAAUCAAAAUUAUCACGAAGCAGUAUGUGCCAGCGAAUGGCUACUGUGUGAUCGAUUUGAUUGAGACUUGGACGGGAGUUAUCGGCAACUGACGGGGUAAGGUGGUUUAUUCGCGGUACUAGUGCACGUACUAUUUGUAAAGUUAGAAAUCAGAGAAAUGGAACAGACCAAAUAACCUG
Messenger RNA from Serpula lacrymans var. lacrymans S7.9, 1676 nucleotides. RefSeq lists its product as uncharacterized. Gene Ontology annotation, biological process: protein neddylation. The transcript has 8 exons. Lineage: Eukaryota; Fungi; Basidiomycota; Agaricomycetes; Boletales; Serpulaceae. The record is from RefSeq and is a predicted model, not a curated record. The coding region runs from base 18 to 1589 and encodes 523 amino acids. Gene Ontology annotation, molecular function: NEDD8 activating enzyme activity. Gene Ontology annotation, cellular component: cytoplasm.